This is a messenger RNA of Cloeon dipterum, 1532 nucleotides long. RefSeq names its product neuronal membrane glycoprotein M6 (gene M6). The record is from RefSeq and is a predicted model, not a curated record. The coding region runs from base 182 to 1078 and encodes 298 amino acids. Lineage: Eukaryota; Metazoa; Arthropoda; Insecta; Ephemeroptera; Baetidae. Gene Ontology annotation, biological process: neuron projection development. The transcript is spliced from 7 exons. Gene Ontology annotation, cellular component: plasma membrane.
GUACUACGCCCCGUUCAUUUUUUCCUGAAAGCUUCAAAAGGUCGUUGUCCAGCUUUAAUGGCGUCGAACAAAGACUCGUAAGGAAGCUUUCCUUCGUUUCACAUUUUGCAAUCUCAGUCUGAAUGAGACUGAACUGACUGGCUGAAAGCUGAAAUAGGAAAAUCUCCGUCCGUUUACAGAAAUGGUCGUUCGCGGGAAGGCAGAAAGCAUGGCAGAUCGCCGUCGGUGGUCGCAGCACCACGAGCCGGAGGAUGCGGCCGAGGAGGUAGAGGCCCUGCGUGGCUCUCAGGACAUUUACCCUUCGUACUCGCAGGACCAACUUUAUCUCAACAAGGGUUGCUGCAGCGAUUUGCAGGGCAGGCUGCCCUAUGCCACCCUCAUUGCCACAGUCAUGUGCGUGUCUGGAGUGGGCAUAUUUUGCUUCACUGUCUUCAGAGGCAUCACACUGACAAAUCUCAUGUUGGAAAAUGUCUUCCACUUCCGUCUCGCUUGGCUAGAGCCGACGCAGCUAGGUCUGGUGAUCAGCGCCGCUUCAAUGGCCGCCCUUGGCCUGAUGAUGCUAUUCGUCGGUUGCCUGGCGACGGGGGCGACCAGGCGCAGAGUCUACAGAGGCCACACCAGCAGGGUCGGCGGGCGUGUGACCUGCGCCAUCUUCAUGGUGCUCACCUACCUUCUGCAGCUUGCUUGGCUGGCUUUGCUCAUUCUGCUGGUGCUCAUCGCUGCCACCUACUCCACCUUCAAGGCCCUCUGCAAUGACAAGUUUGAGCAUCCCGAGAACGAAUGCAUCAACUUUGAGAUGUUCCACUUCUUCUUCCCCAAAAACACUCCAAUUGAUGACAUGAAGGUUUGCAACCAGGAAGCGACUGAAUUCUGCAAAGACUACGUGAAGAAUGGCGAACUGAUGGCAUAUCUGGCUGCAAUUUCCAGCUUGAUAGUCAUCCUAAGUCUGAUUCACUACUUGAUGUGCUUGUCUGCCAACUAUGCACACAUCCGAGACCAGGAGAAGUUCCAAGACUUCCAGGAAAUGCAGUUCAUCACUGACCCAGACGGCCACAUGACGUCGAAAGAGCGCUUCUAGGAUACAGCCAAAGAAAUCUUCAAGAGGGGAGUGCUUCAAUCAAGAGCCUGACUAACAAUUGAGGUACUGCCUCUUGGACAUUUCUUUGCCCUCGGACGAAAAUCUCUCAUUGUAAAUAACGAAUUAGCUAUAUUUUUCUCUCUCGAACGAAGUAUUUUUAUAGCUUGGUUUCUAUGCAAUCAAACUUGCACAAGAUUUUUUUUCGGAAAAAUUGUGUGCCGUGGUAAUUUGAAGCGAGUCAAAAUCGUUCUUAACUAUCCUUGCUAACUUUAAGAGCUUACCUUGACUCUCAUAUUCACUGAACGUGAACACAGAAGACUGUAAAUACUACUAAAAGCAGCUUUAGCAUUUAAUGUGUUGGACAAUUUUGCGUGGGGCGUUGUUGUACAACAGCCGCAUUCAGCUGAGUUAGAUUUGUGAUUGCAAAUUUAAUAAUAAAACCAUAUUUCACAUA